Trypanosoma rangeli is the source of this 1086-nucleotide messenger RNA. Its product is annotated as putative glycosomal phosphoenolpyruvate carboxykinase. The record is from RefSeq and is a predicted model, not a curated record. The transcript has a single exon. The annotation marks the transcript as partial. Gene Ontology annotation, biological process: gluconeogenesis. Gene Ontology annotation, molecular function: ATP binding; phosphoenolpyruvate carboxykinase (ATP) activity. Lineage: Eukaryota; Euglenozoa; Kinetoplastea; Trypanosomatida; Trypanosomatidae. Gene Ontology annotation, cellular component: cytosol.
GCGCUGAACUUUAAGACGUGCGAGCAGGUGAUCCUUGGCACGGAGUACGCUGGUGAGAUGAAGAAGGGCAUCCUGACGGUGAUGUUCGAGCUUAUGCCGCGCAUGAACCACUUGUGCAUGCACGCGAGCGCGAAUGUGGGCAAGCGCGGCGACGUGACGGUCUUUUUUGGGCUGAGCGGCACCGGCAAGACGACGCUGUCGGCGGACCCCCAUCGCAACCUGAUCGGCGACGACGAGCAUGUGUGGACGGACCGCGGCGUGUUCAACAUUGAGGGCGGCUGCUACGCCAAGGCCAUCGGCCUGAACCCCAAGACGGAGAAGGAGAUCUACGACGCAGUGCGCUUCGGUGCGGUGGCGGAGAACUGUGUGCUGGAGAAGACGACGGGUGAGAUUGACUUCUACGACGAGUCGAUUUGCAAGAACACGCGCGUUGCCUACCCGCUGUAUUACAUCGAGGGUGCACUGAGCAAGGCCGUCGCCGGUCACCCGAAGAACAUCAUUUUCCUGACGAACGACGCGUUUGGCGUGAUGCCGCCAGUGGCGCGGCUGACGAGCGCGCAGGCGAUGUUUUGGUUCGUGAUUGGCUACACAGCAAACGUCCCUGGCGUUGAGGCUGGAAACACUCGCACGGCUCUCCCGGUCUUCUCGUCGUGCUUCGGUGGGCCGUUCCUCGUGCGCCACGCGACGUUCUACGGUGAGCAGCUGGCGGAUAAGAUGAAGCAGCAUAACAGCCGCGUGUGGCUGCUGAACACCGGCUACGCUGGCGGCCGCGCGGACCGCGGUGCGAAGCGUAUGCCGCUGCGUGUCACCCGUGCGAUCAUCGACGCGAUCCACGACGGCUCGCUCGACCAGGGGGAGUACGAGGUGUACCCCGGCUGGGGCCUGCACAUCCCGAAGCACGUCGCCAAUGUGCCGACGCACCUGCUGAAUCCACGCAAGGCCUGGAAGGAUGUGAAGCAGUUCAACGACACGUCAAAGGAGCUGGUGGAGAUGUUCCAGAAGAGCUUCAAGACGCGCUUUGCGGCGAAGGCAUCGGAGGAGAUGAAGAGCGCCGUCCCCCGCUACGUGGAAGUCUCCCGCCUGUAG